Aspergillus eucalypticola CBS 122712 is the source of this 590-nucleotide messenger RNA. RefSeq lists its product as uncharacterized. The transcript is spliced from 2 exons. The coding region runs from base 264 to 500 and encodes 78 amino acids. Lineage: Eukaryota; Fungi; Ascomycota; Eurotiomycetes; Eurotiales; Aspergillaceae. The record is from RefSeq and is a predicted model, not a curated record.
GUUCAAUCCUUCUUUUUCUGCUUUUUUGUCGCUCUCUACAUUCAGAAUUGCAUUCUGUCGCUCUUUAUAUCACAUCAUACUCUCUUUUUUUGCAUUUACCUCUCAUAAUAACUACCAGCGUGCUUUCAAUUUCUAUCUCUCAGUUGGGACAAUCGACUCAUUAAUUGACGCACUCUGCCCAACUCAUAAUCAAACACCGCCACCGACACUCUUUUACUGUACCGAAGUACCACGCAACAAAAAACCAAAUUCAAUUAUCGAUCAUGGCAUACAUUGGCGACGCGGCGGUCAUCUUUUUUGUCAUUCUCGGCUGUGUAAUGCUGACUCUAUCCGGCUACUCCACUCACUACCUCAUGACCAAUGGGUUUUACGGCUUAGAGCGGGACUUUGAUCCCACCGCAGAGCAGAGAGUGUAUAUGCGGCAGCUGAGACUAAGGGACCUGCAUUGGAUGGCGAGGGAUAACAGGGUUAAAACCGAGGACAGUCAGUCGGCUGUUUAAGGAUACCAUCUAUAUCAUCAUCGGAGUUAUGGGAGUGUGGGCUGUGCUUUGGAGCAUGGGAUGGCGUCUAGGGUCGUUAUUGAGAUCAUG